AUGGAGCCUGAAAAAACGCAUUUCGAGGAAGUGGAAAAGUCUGGGCCGCCACAAGGCACUCAGCUCAUUGACACUCAGACUGAGGCCCAGGUCGCAGAGCCUCAUCUCAAUUGGCGUGUGAUACCCGUCACAGUUGGAUUCUGGCUCACAUGGUGUGCCUGGCAGUGCACCUUCAAUCUUUUGUCGAGUGUGCUCACCUAUGUCAAUGAAGACAUUGGCCCUGAUACCAACUACACAUGGGCGAUCAUUGUCAUAACCAUCGACAUUGCUGUGGUCUGGCCAAUUUCUGGAUCACUUUCGGACACUCUUGGGCGACGAUACUUCUUCUUGGUCGGCCUUACCUUUUCAAUUGUCGGCGCGAUCAUCGCCUGCACUGCUAAGAGUAUUUCCGUUCUUAUCGUCGCAAACACCAUUCUUGGAAUUGGGACAGCCAUGCAUCAAAUGGUUCUUGCGGGUAUCUCGGAGAUUUACCCGAACAAAUGGAGAGGCAUCGCUAUAUCAUCUAUCAAUUUCGUGUCCACUCCUUUCGCCGGCGUUGGUCCCUAUAUUGCUCACAUCAUCGUUGAACGUCUGAGUUGGAGGUGGCUAUACUUUGUGGCUAUCAUCAUCGAUGUUGUGGCUUUCCUAAUGUUGGCCAUUUUCUAUCACCCGCCCAAGCCGAAUCGGACUCUGUCACGACGACAGUUGCUGAAGAAAAUCGAUUUCGUUGGCCUUGGACUUUUUGCGCUUGGCCUCACAGUCUUCCUCGUCGGUGUGUCAUGGGCCGGUGGUCAAUUCUCUUGGCGGUCUGCUGCUGUCCUUGUCCCCAUGAUUGGUGGUGGUGCUGUUCUUGUAGCCUAUGGAUUCUGGGCAGAAGUCUACGGAACGAAGAACCCACUGUUCCCGCCAUUCCUCUUCAAAGACAUAAAAGGCUUCACCAACGUUCUGCUCAUAUGCUUCGUGGCAUCCAUGCCGCUGAUGUCGUCGUUGACUUUCUGGCCAAUACAGGUGGCCAAUCUGUAUACAACGGAUGCUUUGAAAAUUGGUCUAUACACUGUACCGUUAACCCUUGGUACCGUGUUCGGUGGUGUUUUGACUGCUACCAUCCGAUGGUGGAGGCCUACCAAUUAUUACCUUACAGCUUGCGCUGUUCUCCUCACCAUCUUCACGGGACUUUUGUCGACUCUCGGACCGGGAGACCUGAAGAAAGCUCUGGCAUAUGUAUUUCUAUAUGGAACAGGCGUGGGACUAUGUGAGAUUGCCAUCAUUGUCGUGAUCCAGUUCUCAACCACGGCGCAACAUCUAGGUACUGUCACAGGCCUUCUCAGCAGCAUGCGCGGAAUUGCCGGGGCGCUGGGCAUCUCUGUCUACUCAUCCAUUCUGUCGACACGGCUGGGCGCUGAUCUACCAAAGAGAUUGGCAGCGGCAACACUGCCUCUCGGCUUGCCGGAAAGCUCCUUCCCGAUUCUCCUUGGAGCUGUCUUCACCGCGAAUUUCACGAGCAUUCCGCAGAUCCCAGGAAUCACACCGGAUAUUAUUCAAGCCACAACCUCUGCCACAAAGCUCUCUUGGGCUUACUCGUUCAAACCAAUCUACUGGCUCGGAUCCGCCCUGGGAGUUGUGGCGGUUGUUCUGUCCUAUUUCACAAGGGACAUCUCGUCCAAAAUGGACAACCAGCUCGAUGUUGAUCUUAAAGACCAUGAACUAUCCCACCUUCAUGAUGUGCUCCACCACCAGCAUCACCAUCAACACAAGGAUGGGGUCACCACGGAAGAAAGCCGUAUCCGGGAGACUGUCUGA
This is a messenger RNA of Cladophialophora psammophila CBS 110553, 1779 nucleotides long. RefSeq lists its product as uncharacterized. The transcript is spliced from 11 exons. Gene Ontology annotation, molecular function: transmembrane transporter activity. Bases 1 to 1779 code for a protein of 592 amino acids. The record is from RefSeq and is a predicted model, not a curated record. Gene Ontology annotation, biological process: transmembrane transport. NCBI's taxonomy places the organism in Eukaryota, Fungi, Ascomycota, Eurotiomycetes, Chaetothyriales, Herpotrichiellaceae.